GCUGAGAGUCUCUUCCCUCCCACCUCCUGAGCUGUACUCGCCUGCAGAGCGUCUUCCCCGGUAGUUUGGCUUUCUUGCUCCUGGGUGAACUGUUUUGACCGGACUUUUCACGCCAGUUUGCCCAGCAGAAGAGGACUUUAAACCGGGGCGACUCAACUUUCUAGCUACCUGCGUGUUUUUGUCCCGCGGCGACUUCUCCACUUCAAACUUUCUGCUAUUUUUCGUUCACUCUCGGUUUCGUGGGGGGUCUGAGCUUCUCCUCUCCGCCGAAGAUGUCUGUCGCGAGCCACAAGACGACGACGACAACCUACCGGACCGUGAACGUGGCCUCCCCGGAGCCGGUGGCCAGCACGUUGAUCCGGACCACGCCGGCGUCCCCGUUGCCGUUAGCGGUGAACAACUCGUAUGAGACGGUGCGGUACCUGGUCCCGGUGCAGCAGGCCGUCCAGCAGCCGUCCUACAUCUUCAUGCAGCAGCCUGUGGUGCAGCCGAUGAUGUCCCCGGUGUACCUGCACAGUGUGCCUCACCUGAGCGUCAGCAGCCAGGGGUCCGCAGACCUCCUGUACCAGCAGCAGAGCACCAUGGAGAGCAUCAGCGGGAAGUCUUCAUCAGUGUUCAGCCAGUCAUCCAAGAGCCCCGAGCCGAGUGCUGAGGAGGAGGAGGAAGACGAUGAGGAAGAAGAGGACACAGUGGAGGUGGAAGAGGUGGAGAUUGUCAAUGUCAUACAGACAAAGCAGCCACCGCCGGCGAUACAGAAGAUCACCAAGGAGGUGAAGACCGAGUUAAGGGAAGUGCCCCAGCCGACCAAGAUGGACACACGGUACUUCGGCGAGCUGCUAGCUGACGUCUACAGGAAGAACUGUGACAUCCACUCCUGCAUCUCCGAACACGUGUCCAAGAUCCGUGGACAGAAACACCAGCUGGAUCCCAGCAAUGACUACAAGGUGGAGAGAGAGGAGGUGGAGGCUUUGCUCCCCAAAGGAGCCACUGAACUGACCAAACAACAAAUCCGCUACCUGCUGCAGACUCGUCUCACUGCAGAUAAGAGCAUGCGUCUGCUGCUCUCCACCUUCAGCAGUCUGAGAGAGGAGCUCCUCCACAUGUCUGAGGACCUGCGGCGUCUGGAGAGCGAGAAGGAGGGUUUAGAGAGAGAUCUGAGCUUCAAAGCCGACCAGGCAAAGCAGUAUGACUGCCUCCUGGAGGCCGUCCGAGAAAACAACAGACAGCUCCAGGCAUCUCUGAAGGAAACCACCAUCGCCCAGCGUUCUCUGGAAACUCAGCUGAUGAGCAGCCGAAACACUGAAUCAAGCCACGACUACAAGAUCAAAGAGGUGGAGGGGAGGAUGAGAGCUCUGGAGAAGGAGAACGAGAUGCUCCGGCAGAAGCUGGCGGGACAGGGCAGCAGCAGCACCCUGCACAUCAAGACAGAGGAGCUGUCCCGUCAGUACAGAGACCAGCUGAACUCCAUGAGAGAGGAGAAAGACCGGGAGAUCACCAGGCUGCGGAGCCAGAUAACGAAGAUCCAGACAGAGGUCACCACCGACAGGUCGUCCUCAGAAAAGAGUCUCCAGCUGAAAAUCUCAGAGCUGCUCGCCCUGUUAGAGCAGCGGCAGACCACCAUCACACGACAGGAGGAGGAGAUCAGGAGGCUGAUGCAGGACAGAAACGAAAGCUCCAAGAGCCAAGUCACCAAGACCAUCAUCACCAAGAGGUACAGGAACCAGUACCCGAUCCUCGGGCUGCUGAGCGACGACUACCAGGUCACCUCGCCUGUCAAAGAAGCCAAGACCAUCGUCAUCGAGAAAACUGGAGAGAUGAUCAAGCAGGAAAUCAUUACAACCCCUUAAAGACACACUGCUUCUCUCCGACAGGAAUGAUUGAUCGAUGAGAAGACCCAGCUCUCCCCCCCC
Molecule: messenger RNA, 1910 nt
Organism: Plectropomus leopardus (leopard coralgrouper)
Lineage: Eukaryota; Metazoa; Chordata; Actinopteri; Perciformes; Serranidae
Gene: pof1b
Product: POF1B actin binding protein
Biological process (GO): actin filament organization; epithelial cell morphogenesis; bicellular tight junction assembly
Cellular component (GO): actin filament; bicellular tight junction; adherens junction
Molecular function (GO): actin filament binding
Source: RefSeq, a predicted model, not a curated record